UUUAGAUGGCUAAAUACGUUGGUUUUGUCCAUGAGGAGUGUAUUGUAAACGUCAACAUCUAAAGAGCGCUUUAUAAUUUCGCUUUAUUUCUUGCUAAUCCCAAAAACGAAAAUCUUUCAUAGUUUUUUUUGUGUAAUUUCAUUACAAAAUGGUAAAGUUAACACCAGAUUUAAUCAAUCAAUCGAUGCAGUACAUGAACCCAUGUAGAGAUCGUGAGUUGGACUUGCGAGGAUACAAAAUUCCUCAGAUUGAGAACAUGGGAGCAACAUUGGAUCAAUUCGACACAAUCGAUUUCUCCGACAACGAUAUUCGUAAAUUAGAUGGAUUUCCUCACUUAACUCGGCUGAAGUGUUUACUUAUGAACAAUAAUCGGAUAGUGAGAAUAAGUGACACAUUGCAGGAGUCCUUACCAAAUUUGGAGAGUGUCAUCCUGACCGGGAAUAAUAUUCAGGAAUUGGGAGACCUCGAACCUCUAACGAAAAUAACCAACCUGCAUACUCUUUCGUUGCUGACGAAUCCGGUCUCUACAAAGCAACACUAUCGAGAGUAUGUGGCUUUUCGAUUUCCCAAUCUGCGACUAUUGGAUUUCAGAAAAAUAAAACUGAAGGAACGAGAAGCUGCCAAAGAAUUGUUCAAAAGCAAAAAAGGCAAAGAAUUACAAAGGGAAAUUAUGCGGAAAGCGAAACUUGCGAUUCCGGUUCCCGAUAAGCCAACGGUCCACAAUGCCACCCCGGCCGAUAUUCAGAAAAUAAGAGAUGCUAUCAAAAGGGCAACGAAUCUACACGAGGUCGAACGAUUAACACGGAUGCUACAAUCGGGUCAAAUUACCGGAGAUUUCAAUUUUAACGGAAAUGGCAAUAUGGAAACCGAUUAGGUUGAGCCGAGAGUCAAAUAGAUAAUCAUUUGCAUUCAUCGAUAAUAACAGAUACAUACAUACUUAUUCCUGUAAAGGCCGAGAAGAAUUAAAUGAAGUGUUGAGAACUUGGUAUUAAACUGCAAA
This is a messenger RNA of Toxorhynchites rutilus septentrionalis, 1000 nucleotides long. It is a transcript of the gene U2A, whose product is annotated as probable U2 small nuclear ribonucleoprotein A'. The transcript has 4 exons. Gene Ontology annotation, molecular function: protein binding; U2 snRNA binding. NCBI's taxonomy places the organism in Eukaryota, Metazoa, Arthropoda, Insecta, Diptera, Culicidae. The record is from RefSeq and is a predicted model, not a curated record. Gene Ontology annotation, cellular component: U2 snRNP. The coding region runs from base 149 to 874 and encodes 241 amino acids. Gene Ontology annotation, biological process: mRNA splicing, via spliceosome.